Pezoporus flaviventris is the source of this 5992-nucleotide messenger RNA. It is a transcript of the gene LAMB4, whose product is annotated as laminin subunit beta 4. Gene Ontology annotation, biological process: basement membrane assembly; cell migration; substrate adhesion-dependent cell spreading. Bases 154 to 5673 code for a protein of 1839 amino acids. The transcript has 37 exons. Gene Ontology annotation, cellular component: laminin trimer. Lineage: Eukaryota; Metazoa; Chordata; Aves; Psittaciformes; Psittacidae. The record is from RefSeq and is a predicted model, not a curated record. Gene Ontology annotation, molecular function: extracellular matrix structural constituent.
AUUUGCUGAUGCCAGAAGCUCCAUCAGAAAGACUUCACAAAUCAAGCCUUUGGCAGGUUGCAGGCUGGGUCUCAUUCUCACCUCCACCUUGGUGCCUCGGGGGACGUGCCGUCUUCUCUAGCUGAAGCACACAGCAGUACCAGUUUGAGUUUCAUGGGAGGCAUGAAGCUGGGGCUGGCCAUCCUGUUGUACCUCAUGCUGAUAAGACUCCAGCAUGCUCAGGAUGACUGUGAUGCUGGAUCCUGCCACCCAGCUGUUGGGGACCUUCUCCUGGGUCGCAGCAAGCAAUUAACAGCUUCCUCAACCUGUGGCAUGAACAGCCCUCAGAAGUACUGCAUUAUAGGCUACCUAGAGGCUGAACACAAAUGCUUUCUCUGCGAUUCCAGGUACCCAUAUAAUCCCUACACUCAGCACAAUAGUCACAUGGUUGAAAAUGUUAUCACAACUUUUGAGCAUGAUAGAAAGAAGAAGUGGUGGCAGUCAGAAAAUGGUGUUGACCAUGUCAGCAUUAGAUUGGACCUAGAAACCUUAUUCCAGUUCAGCCAUCUUAUCCUGACUUUUAAGACAUUUCGCCCUGCAGCGAUGCUGGUUGAGCGGUCCACUGACUUUGGUCACACCUGGAAAGCGUUCAGAUACUUUGCACAGGACUGUGCAGCUUCUUUCCCCAACAUCUCUCCUGGCCCAGCAAAAAAUGUGGGAGAUGUCAUUUGUGAUUCAAGAUACUCAGACAUUGAGCCCUCCACUGAAGGCGAGGUUGUUUUAAAAGCUCUGGAUCCCAGCUUUGAAAUAGAAGAUCCGUAUGUGCCUUACAUCCAAGAGCUCAUUACAUUGACAAACCUAAGGAUCAAUUUUACUAAACUCCACACCCUUGGGGAUGCUCUGCUUGGAAGAAGACACAGCGAUCCCCUUGAGAAGUACUACUACGCUGUCUAUGAGAUGGUUGUGCGGGGCAGCUGCUUUUGCAAUGGCCAUGCCAGCCAGUGUGAUCCUGUACAGAAUCUGAGGGGAGAUGUCUUCUAUCAGCCUGGGAUGGUCCACGGGAGAUGUCUCUGCCACCAUAACACUGAAGGCUUGUCUUGUGAAAGAUGUAAAGAUUUCUACAAUGAUGCUCCCUGGAGGCCAGCUGAAGGGACACAGGAUAAUGCUUGCAAACGGUGUAACUGCAAUGGCCACUCUGGCAGAUGCCGCUUUGACCUGGCCAUAUACCAGGCCAGUGGUGGGGUCAGUGGUGGUGUUUGUGAGGACUGCCAGGACAACACUACCGGGCAACACUGUGACCAGUGCAAACCUUUCUUUUACCAGGAUCCACUCAAAGUCAUCUCAGACCCUCAGGCAUGCCUCCCCUGCAACUGUGACCCAGAAGGUACAUUGUACAACGGCAUGUGUGAGAGCCUCACUGACCCUGCUCUAGGAACGGUUGCAGGCCGGUGCCCUUGCAAGGAGAAUGUGGAGGGUGUCCGCUGUGACCAGUGCAGGGCCAACUACUAUGGGCUGAGCGGCAGUGACCCUCUGGGCUGCCAGCCCUGCAACUGUAAUCUCUCCGGCAGUUUGCCUUUCUCCAUCUGUGAUCCUGCCACUGGAGCGUGCCUCUGUCAGCAGUUCACCACAGGACGGCGCUGUGAAAAAUGCCUCGUGGGAUACUGGGGUCUUGGCAGCAGUUUGCAUGGAUGUUCCCCGUGUGAGUGUGAUAUUGGUGGAUCCCAGAAUAAUUUGUGCUCACCAAAGGAUGGUCAGUGCAAGUGCCUUCCCAACAUCAUGAGCCGUCAGUGUAACGAGCCAGCACCGGGCUACUUCUUUUUACCCUUGGAUUAUUAUAUUUAUGAAGCUGAGCACACAAAGCCCCUUUCUGGCUCAGCACCCUUGGUUAAACCAAGCACUCUUCCAAGGUGUGACAUCUACUUCCAGAAGAAAGGCUAUGAGUUCAUGAUUGAAAAUGGUAAGAUUGUGUUAAACAGGAACAAGAUACGAAGCAUAAGAAAAUCUGGACUGGACCAGGGUGUGAUGCAGUUUGGACAGGACUCGGCUGUGGUGGUGGUUUUCAGGCAGCCUAGCACUGGUCGGUCUGUUACAUGGACAGGACCUGGCUUUGCCCGCGUUCCCAGCGGAGCUGGGCUGAGAUUUGCCAUCAACAACAUUCCCUUUGCUAUGGAUUUUGAUAUCGCAAUCCGCUACGAGCCUGAGUCCUUGGAAGACUGGCUAGCAAGUGUUGCAAUCCAGCCCACUGGUACUUUGUCAAGUCAACGCUGCAAAAACAAGGGCCUUUCACAGGAGCCUCAUGCAUUGCCUCUCCCAGCCACAAAGAGCUUUUCAUCUUGGACCUAUGUAAAGAAUAGAGAGGAGCCAAGAGGAUGUGACCAAAGUCUUGAUCAAACAGGGACAGGAAAGGACAAAUAUGAACAGGUUGCACUUCUGCAAACUCCAGUCUGCCUGGAGCCAGGAACAGAAUAUUUUGUGGAUGUGUAUUUUUCUCAGUCCUCUGCCUCUGACCCAAAGGCCAAAUCCUUCAUCUUGAUUGACUCACUUGGACUUAUUCCCAGAAUCAGCUCCAUGGAGAAUUUAUGCAGUGAAAAGGAUUUAGAUGAGUACCAGAAGUAUCACUGCAUUGAAAUUGCAUCAGAAGUUGGACCUCAUGUCCUGCCCGAAGCAUGUGCACGGCUCAUAGUGAGCAUGUCAGCCCGCAUCCACAACGGCGCUGUGGCCUGUAAGUGCAAUCCCCAAGGGUCACUGAAUGCCAGCUGCAGUAAACUGGGGGGCCAGUGUCAGUGCAAAGCCAAUGUUGUGGGACGCUGCUGUGACAUCUGCUCUGCAGGCAGCUAUGGCUUCGGCUUCCACGGCUGCUACGCAUGUGAGUGCCACCCACAAGGCUCGCUGAGCGCGCUGUGUGAUCAGGUGACAGGGCAGUGCUCCUGCCGCCGGGAGGUGGAUGGCCAGCGCUGCAGCCGAUGCCUGGCUGGGUACUUCGGGUUUCCCCACUGUCGUCCUUGUGUGUGUAACGGCUUUGCAGAGCUUUGUGAUCCAGUGACUGGUGUGUGCCUGAACUGCCGGGGGUUUACAGCUGGAAGCCACUGUGAAAGGUGCAUGGAUGGCUAUUAUGGAAACCCUCUGAACAGAGAGCCCUGCCACCCAUGCAUGUGCCCAGAGGAACCUACAAGCAAUAGGUAUUUUGCACAUUCCUGUUACCAGGAUUCCCAGUCUGCACAACUAGUCUGCAAUUGUCUCGAGGGAUAUUCAGGCAGUCGGUGUGACGAGUGUCCUAGUGGGUUCUACAAAAACCCAGGCAGCCCUGGUCUUGACUGUGCACCGUGUCCCUGCAAUAAUAACAUUGAUUUGACAGACCCAGAGUCCUGUAACAGGAUCACUGGGGAAUGCGCCAAGUGUUUACACAACACCCAUGGAACAAACUGCCAGUUCUGCAAACCAGGAUAUUUUGGCUCAGCCCUUGAUCAAAACUGUCAAAGGUGCACUUGCAAUCUGUCAGGUGUUCACCCUUCCAUGUGCCCAGGUGGUGAUGCAGCCUGUCUGUGUGACCCAGCCACAGGAGCUUGCCCUUGCCUGCCCAACAUAGUGGGCAUGACAUGCAACCAGUGUGCCUCUGGCUAUUGGGACCUGGCUAGUGGAAAAGGAUGUCAGAUCUGUGACUGUGAUCCAAAAAACUCCCAAAGCAACCAGUGCAACCAGCUUACAGGCCAGUGUCCAUGUAAGCUAGGUUACAGUGGAAGAUGUUGUGAUGAAUGUGAGGAAAACUACUUUGGCAAUCCCCAGGCACGCUGCGUUUCAUGCGAGUGUAACCUGGAGGGAACCAGCCAUCCCAAGUGUGACAAAGCCACUGGCGUGUGUAACUGCCGUGCUGGUGUCACAGGCCGAUUCUGCAACCAGUGUGGCCGUGGCUUUGAGAAAGAUUUCCCCUCUUGCCGCCAGUGUCAUCUUUGUUUUGAUCAGUGGGACACUGAAAUUACUGCCCUCGCUCAGACUGUUCAGGGUUUAAUGAAGUUUGCUGCAAACCUCGAAGAUAAAGGGGGACAAAUGCCCACCUGUGACACGCGCUUCAGAGCCUUUGAAGAUGCCAUUUCUGAAACUGAAAGAAUUUUAAAACAUCCUGUUCUUUCACUGGAGGCCAUCUCAGGCAUCAAGGAUUUCCAGGGCUAUGUUCACCAGAAAGUUGCAGAAAUGUAUCCCCUUCAUGGUACACAGUAUGAGUUUCCUGAUCUUAAUAAGAGCAUAGAAGACAUUGGGGAAGAAGCUGACCUAGUGUAUGAACUUCUACAACAGAAAAUACAUCUGCAUCGAAGUUUUCAUUACUUGAGCCUGAAAGAGGCCAUCAGCAACAUUAAGAAACACUUUGAAGUAUCAUUGCUGGCAGAACAGAAGACCAGUGAGACAGCCCCUAUUGUAAGAUACUCAGAAUAUACCAGGAACUGUGUGCUUACUAUGUUGGGCCAUCAGGCCUUGAAAGCAAGCAAUGUGCUGGAACAAUUGAAGAUGAUCAAGAGCCCUGAUGUCCAAAACUUAAAUGAAAAGGUCUGCGGUGUGCCAGGAGACAAGUCCUGUGUCACAGCAGCCUGUGGGGGAGCUUUGUGUCGGGACAGUCAUGGACUCAGGCAGUGCGGUGGCCCAAACUGCAGCGGGGCUCUUCCUCUCUCCACUGAAGCCUUCAGGAAAGCUGAGGAGACUGCUGUGCUGCUAAAUAACUUGACUACUCAGCUACAGGAACCUGAGAAUCAGGUUGAAAGCAUUAGAAAAAUGGCAGAAUACAGCAAGUUGAAAGGCUCACAAUUUAAUGCACAACUGGAGAAGACUAAGAAUCAAAUUGAAGUGGAUGGAGAGAUCGCUAAGGAGUUCAUCCGAAAAGUGAAAGACUUCUUGUUAGAUGAGAGUGUGCCUCCAGAAGAUAUCGAGAAGGUGGCAAAUUACGUUCUGCAAAUAAACCUUCCCCUGACUCCACAAGAGCUCACGGGCAUGCUUGGCAUUAUGGACCACUGUGAGAAGUACAAGCUGGAUGCACUUAAGAGAAACAGAAAAUGGGAGGAAGCUCAGAUGCUGCUGAGGGAGGCACAAGAAGCUGACAAAGCAGCUAAUGCUCUUCUGCCUGUGGAUGAAAUUAAUAAUAAACUUAAAAAUGUUGUGAAAUCCCAAAGACACUCCAAAAAUACCAUCAUAAAGUUAAAUGAAGAGAUACAAGGCAUCAGAACACAGAUCUCACAGGCUGAGAACCAAGUGAAUAAGACAAAUGACAAACUAAAUGACUUGUCAGCAAAACAGUCUGAAAUGGAAGAUGAAAUUGCAACACUGCAGGCAAAAAUGCUGAUGAACAAGAAUCAAGCUACAAAGGCAAGAGCAGGGGCAGAAGCAGCACACAAGCGAGCCCAGAACAUUGAUAAUGAGUUUGCUGACAUUAAAAGAAAGUACAGCAUUCUUCAAGAAAAGCUGAAAGCCCAAGGACCUCCAAAAGCAACACUAGAAAAAGUGAAGCAGCUGAAAGAAGAAGCAGAGAAACUGGCUGAGGAGACUGAGAAGAAAAUUAAAAGAAUAACAGAUUUGGAGAAGAAGCUUCAGGAUCUGAAUCAAACCAAACAAGACAAGGCAGAGCAAUUGAGACAACUAGAGGAACAAGUGAUAGCCAUUAAAAAUGAAAUCACGGAGCAGGAAAGCAAGUAUGCAACAUGCAAAAGUUAGGGUCUGAACAGACCAUCAGGAUGCUGAACAGACUGACAAUGUCUCUUCCUCAGUUAAAACCAGUUGUGUCAUUCCUGGCUGGAUUGUCCCACAGCAAGCAUCACAGGAGCAGCCCAGCACUGCUUCAGAGCUCGGGUGCAGCCCAGAGCACAUCCGUAAAACAAGGAAUGCUCUGCAGGAAUACAAGGCUCUUAUAAUUUACCCAUCCUCCUGUCAGCAGCACCCAUAAAGCAAUCCUGAUUGAUCUGAGGGAGAUAAAUCAUCCACAGUUAUCACUCUGUGUUUAGAAGAGCUAAAGUAGCAUUUGUAUGCAGUGGAG